Messenger RNA from Penicillium cinerascens, 1473 nucleotides. RefSeq names its product putative RNA 3'-terminal phosphate cyclase. The record is from RefSeq and is a predicted model, not a curated record. The coding region runs from base 1 to 1473 and encodes 490 amino acids. Gene Ontology annotation, cellular component: nucleus. Lineage: Eukaryota; Fungi; Ascomycota; Eurotiomycetes; Eurotiales; Aspergillaceae. The transcript has a single exon. Gene Ontology annotation, molecular function: RNA-3'-phosphate cyclase activity. Gene Ontology annotation, biological process: RNA processing.
AUGGCAGAUCCCGGUUGCAUGCCUGGUGGAAAGUCUCCACCGAUAUCGCCUGUUCAUCUCGACGGACGAACCCUCGAAGGCGGCGGACAGCUCAUGCGGAAUGCGCUGGCUCUUUCAGCUCUGACCGGUCGUGCCGUGACAGUCAGUCACAUUCGCGGCAAUCGGAAGGGAAAAACAGGACUGAAAGCCUCCCACACGGCCGCAGUCAAGUUCCUGGCAGAGAUCAGUGGCAGCAAAGUCGACGGUGAUCGAGUCGGCUCACAGUCUGUGACAUUCUCACCCCGAACUCGCGAAGUAACACCUUGCCAGAAAAAUGACAGACUUCUCAUGUCACUGAACGACGUCUCAAUACAACCCGAGUACAACAUCCGCUUAUCAACACCGGGCUCGGUCUUUCUCAUCUUCCAGGCCUUGUACCCGUAUCUACUGCAUGUGGGAUCUCGGGCAGGCUUAGAAUGCAUCAAAGUGACUAUCACCGGCGGUACCAAUGGUACCGAUUCGCCUUCGUAUGACUACGCCGCCCAAGUUAUGGCGCCGAACUUUGCCAGACUUGGUCUUCCUCCUCUUGCCAUAGUUCUACACAAGCGUGGCUGGUCAGCGGGGUUGGCAGGAAUGGGCUCGAUCAGUUUCUUCAUUCACCCUCUUGCAUUACCGGCAACUGAGGUGUACGAGGUGAAUGACACAGGGUUGUCUACGCAGGGUGCAAAGAUAGACACAGAGGCCGCUGAAAUCUGUUUCCCGCGGAUAAACAUCAUGGAUCAUGAGCGUGGGAAGAUCACUUGCAUCGAGAUAACCGUCCUCGCCCCGGAUGAACCCUUCGUGCGAGGAAAGACAUCUGGAGCAUCGACAGUGCGCAACUUUGUCGAGCGACAAACUCGCCGAGCCUUACGGAAGGCCUUGAAAACCUUGGAUCCAUCGACUUUCGACGCACAGUCAGACUCUCAAUCAGAUGAGAGCUCAGAGCAAGACACCCGCAUACCCAUUGCCGUGCAUACAUCCGAACCGACAUCCCACAUCAGUCGAUUAUACAUCUUGAUAGUGGCCCACACAUCCACCGGAUUCAGGAUUGGCCAGGACAUUCUAUUGGGGAGAGACAUUAAUCCCAAGACGGGAAAGAAGGGAAAGUGGGGUCAAAAGUCGCAUUCAAAGGGAGGACAACAGAAAUCAGAUGUGGACGUCGUCUCUGAUCUGAUCGAUGAGUGUGUACAAGGGUUUAUGGGAGAGCUCGUAGACCAGCUUGAACCAGACAGCCGCCAUGGAUCUGAUACUGUUUCUAAAAGGAGAUCCUGUCUAGAUCGGCAUAUGCGAGACCAAAUUGUGGUGUUCGAAGCCCUGGGUAACAUGUACCGGGGCGGGACUGAGACAGGGUCUCAGGUACAGGAGGAUGAGCGGUAUUGGACUCUUCACACGCAGACUGCGAAAUGGGUAUGCGCGGAGAUGCUCGGAAGUGAUGGCACGAGAGGGAAAGAGUAG